UAAAGAUGAUGUACUUGGCCAUUAUAGUUGCCCUGUGCUUGUUUGGAGGAGUGAAUUCUGAAGGAAAAGAAUGCUCAAGAGUAGCUGACAUAGUAUUUGUCUUAGACGCUUCUGAGAGUAUUUAUGACCAAGACUUCAUCACCCAAAUGGACUUUGUCAUCAACAUCACGAAUCAGUUCUAUCUCAACCAAACCCACGGCAUAGUCGUCGGAGCAGUAGUCUACAGUUCAGAUAUCGGCGACGUCGUGUCGCUUAACGAUUCCAAAACGCAAUCAGAAUUUGAGACAGCCGUUCGGAAUUUCGUACAUUUGAAGGACGGCACAGACACGGGUUUAGGAAUCCGGAGAAUGAGGCAGCUCUUUGCGGAUGGAGGUAGACCAGGUGUAAGCAAAAUGGGAAUAGUAAUCACAGAUGGACGUUCUGUUGAUAAAGAGCAGACAUUACUCCAGUCUCACUACGCUAGGCUCCGUAACAUCACCAUGCUAGCCGUCGGGGUUGGCAUCGAGAUUGACUUUCAGGAACUCCAGGGUAUAGCGAGUGGAAGCAACUUUCUGUUUCGGGUACAGAACUAUGAAACGCUCGGAAGCUUGGCGUUGAACCUCACAACAUCUUUAUGUCCAGAAACUUCGGAAGCCGAGCCUAUACAGGAAGGUUGCGAAGGCGUAGCUGACGUGUUCUUUGUCAUCGAUGGCUCGGAAUCUAUCUUUGACGAGGACUUCUUAGUUCAGCUAGAUUUUGUGAAGGACGUCACAAAUGACCUUGUCCUAAACGAGACUGAUGGCUACGUUGUCGGGGCUCUCGUAUUCAGCAGUGUCGUCAACAGUGAGAUCCAUUUAAGGCCUGUUCUCAGCCAGACUGGCUUCAGACGAAGUCUUGACCAGGCCACUCGGAUCAAAGCCGGAACAGCAACUCACACCGGCCUCCGGCGCACGCGCGAAAUAAUCCAAUUGGAAGGACGAUUUGGAGUCCGGCAGGUUGCCAUUGUCAUAACCGAUGGUCGCUCAAAAAACAACACAGCCACUGUCAUUGAGGCGAACCUGCUGAAAGAGAGCGGGGUUGAUGUAAUAGCCAUAGGAAUCGGGUAUCUAAUAGACCAGACGGAACUGUACUCCAUAGCGUCCAAUCCAGAAUUUGUGUUUAUUCUGGAUAACUUUCAAGACAUGAGAAACUUUACUGGGAAUGUCUCUGCGCUACUUUGUCCCCAGCAAGAUGAUCCUGCGACAUCCACGGAUAUUCCGUCCACAACCACAGAUAUUCCAUCCACAACCACGGAUAUUCCAUCCACAACAACCAGCACUCCUACCACCACUCCAAGGAGAAGAGAGAACGACACUGACGAAUGCUCAGGCUGCAGAAUAGUCAACGGAGUUGGUUACAACCCGCACCCUUCCCGAUGUGACAUGUACACCCAGUGUUACCCGGUUGGAGAGGGGCACUUCCGGUCUGUGUUUCGGCCCUGUCCUCCGGGCUUGUUUUGGCAGCAGUCAGCUCUGACCUGUAAUCGACCCGCGGAAGUCGAUUGUCCUUACGACUUGUGUAUCGGCUCUACCCAGAACAGCGUGGCUCACCCAGACUCGUGCCGGGCUUACUGGAUGUGUUCAGGAGGAGACACCGUCGGGGCGGGAUGUUGUGGGAGAUUCCAGUCCUUCCUCCCUGGGAUAGGCUGUGCGCAGGAUUUCGGCUGUGCUGAUGACUGUAUACUAGACCACGUCAUUCAAGCAUCUACAGCUUGUCACUACGAGGAACAUGAAACCAAUUCCCAGAAGUACUAUCUGUAUGAAUGGGGACUGAGACGCGAAAUGCCAUGCGCACCGGGCACAGCGUUUUCCUUUCAGUCUUGUAGCUGCAUCGUCGUAUCUGAUACUGGCGCAGCCCGGGAAUGCAGGCCAGACCUGUAUCUACCUUUUGAUGACUUCGUGGACCAUGCUCGCGGAAACUGGGUGGAUCAACGAGGAGUAGUAAUCCGCAAUGUGGGUGGUGCAGUAGGAGGACUUGCCGCCUAUUUUGACGGGUCUUCCAGUGUAGUUAUCCCUCGCUUUGCUAACUACGAUUUCCAGCAGAACGUCUAUAUCACACUGAGGUAUUUACCGGAUGGACCGUCGCAGACGGGGAGACCGGAAGCUCUUGUAACAAAUGCUGACUGUGACCAUAACCCAUCAAUAGCUGUUUAUCACGACAAUCAAGUACAGUCUAGCGGUGGUAUUGUGAGAACGCCUGGAGAAUACAACUCGACCACCCGGUAUUCGAUCAACGACUGGAUCGAAGUAACAUAUAGUUAUGACGGCGAAUACCUUUUGCUGACGACGAAUGCUGAUUCGCAUGGAACAGUUGCUCAAGGGAACAUAGCGGUUGUACAAUCAGCUCUACACAUUGGGGACGGAGCUGGCUUCGCUAAUUUUCGCGGCUAUAUAGACGAGCUGUACGUGUACUUGACCUGUCGACCGUAGAGAACUAUGCGAACGAAAUUUUUGGCUCUUUCUCUUUUUUAGCGCAUAC
Liolophura sinensis is the source of this 2496-nucleotide messenger RNA. Its product is annotated as protein PIF-like. The coding region runs from base 6 to 2447 and encodes 813 amino acids. The record is from RefSeq and is a predicted model, not a curated record. The transcript is spliced from 12 exons. Gene Ontology annotation, cellular component: extracellular region. NCBI's taxonomy places the organism in Eukaryota, Metazoa, Mollusca, Polyplacophora, Chitonida, Chitonidae. Gene Ontology annotation, molecular function: chitin binding.